Didymella exigua CBS 183.55 is the source of this 2347-nucleotide messenger RNA. Its product is annotated as DNA/RNA polymerase. Gene Ontology annotation, biological process: translesion synthesis. The coding region runs from base 121 to 1992 and encodes 623 amino acids. Gene Ontology annotation, molecular function: damaged DNA binding; DNA-directed DNA polymerase activity. The transcript has 5 exons. The record is from RefSeq and is a predicted model, not a curated record. NCBI's taxonomy places the organism in Eukaryota, Fungi, Ascomycota, Dothideomycetes, Pleosporales, Didymellaceae.
CUCCGCACCUGCUCCUCCACCAACGCGGCGUGUCAGACUGCGAGCCGCCGACUCCCUCCGGUGCCAGGUGGCUUCGCCCUCCGCUUCGUCUGUCCCUUCGCGUGUCCACCUGGUCGUGCCAUGGACCGCCCGCGCAGAAGGAGGCUGAAGCGGCAGCUCGACUCGACCAUCAUCCACUUUGACUAUGACUGCUUCUACGCCAGCGUCUUCGAGCGCGAGCAGCCCCACCUCAAGGCCCUCCCACUCGCUGUGCAACAGAAGCAGAUCGUCGUGACUUGCAACUACGAAGCUCGUCGAAGGGGAUUGUACAAGCUGCAGCUGAUUACAGAGGCUAAGAAGGCUUGUCCAGAUGUGGUCAUCGUCUUGGGCGAGGAUCUCACACGAUUCCGGAAUGCUUCGAAACAACUUUAUGCCUUCCUGAGCUCCUUUUCUUGGAACUCUCGAUGUGAGCGACUUGGCUUCGACGAGGUCUGGCUCGAUGUGUCAGAUCUCGUUGACAGCAAUGUUGCAACCUUGACCCUGGCAAACCUCAGCCAUUCUUUCUUUCGUCUGUCCAAGCAUGAUCCAACAGUGGGUUUCUCGUUCGAUGCAAAUCACUACGCUGGUCCUGUUUAUCCAGAGACAACACACGAAACACACACUGCCACCUCAGAUGACUCCUUACGCUUUCGCCUGCUACUAGCGAGUCACUUAGCUCAGCAUAUCCGGCAGAAACUUGAGUACGAUCUGGGAUACACAGCUACGGUCGGCAUAUCAACGAACAAGUUACUCAGUAAGCUCGUGGGCAACGUUCAUAAGCCAAAUAGUCAAACGACACUGAUACCGCCGUAUAACGCGGAUGACAAUGACUGGGACAAUGUCACGCCUUUCAUCGACGAUCACGAAGUAGGCAAGAUUCCGGGUAUUGGCUUUAAGAUUGCCCAGAAGAUUCGUCAUCACGUCCUCCAGCGACCGGCAGACUUCGAUGAUGGUCUCGUGUAUGGUGGAACGAAAGACCCUGUCUGCGUGCGAGACGUGCGCACUUACUCAGACAUGGGUCCAGAUGUCUUAGAGCGGAUACUCGGUGGUCCUGGAAUGCCGCAUGGUAUAGGCACCCGAGUCUGGAAUCUACUGAACGGCUCAGAUGAUACACCCGUCAGUCAAGCUCGCGAACUACCUCGGCAGAUCAGCAUCGAAGAUAGCUAUGUUCGUCUUGACACCAUGUCAGAAGUAAUGAAGCAGCUGCGCGUCUUAGCCAUCAGUUUGCUUAGACGGAUGCGCACUGAUCUGGUGGAGCUCGACCAGGAGCCAGUCGACGAUACAGGUCCUACUAGCGGGCCGCCUACACAGCGUUGGCUUGCCCAUCCUAAGACGCUUCGCCUUUCCACGCGUCCACGUCCGCCUCAGAACCCAGAUGGGAGCCGCAAUCGCUCGUUCGCACGCAUCUCCAAGUCAGCGCCAAUGCCCAGUUUUGUCUUCAAUUUGAAGGAAGGCGUAGAAACGCUCGCUGACAGACUGAUCCGGGAGGCACUCAUACCACUGUUCAAGCAAUUGCACCCCGAGAAGCAGGUUUGGAACCUCAGUCUCGUCAAUCUUGCGGCAACCAACAUGGUAGAAGGAGCGAGCGAAAAGGGUGGAGCUGGCCGGGACAUUGGUAAGAUGUUUAGAAGACAGGAUGAUGUUCUGGCACCGUUCAAAGUGCGAGAUGAACCCACUGGGGGCCUCCAGGAGAACCCCAAACCAAUAGCAGAACGGCAGGUCGUAUCAGAGGAGCCUGGAGAAGAGCCGCCAAUCAGGGGUGAGACUCACUUCUACCCACCAAAGUUCGCCCUCAGCAGAUUUGGAUCCGAAGACAUACCAACGCCGUCCCAAGAAACUGCCACCGAUAUUGAUGAUUUUUGGGAGGAAGACGACGAGAUGCUAGAUGCCGAUACAUACCGAUGCGAUGACUGUGGCGCCUACAUGCCGCUGUUUGCGAUGGGUGCUCACGAGAGAUGGCAUGCUCAAGGUUGAGUGUUUAGUCGGCAGCCAUGAGAACGGUUCCUUUGACAACAAUAAUGUAACAUUAAGGGCUAGAGAGUUGGACAUAGGCGCUAAGCUUUCACGUGACCUCUUCCCAAUGGUCACGGUCAGAGCGGGGCGGGACCGAGGGACGCAAGGGUGAAGAUCAACUACCGCAGCAGCGUUGCCCCGAUCAAGUAUCACAACAGCCUUCAACCUCAACACCGAUACUCAGUAUGACGACAUCGAUUUUGCUGUAGAAGACACAGCGUCUAGAACAUGACCACUAACAUGUCUCGCCAAGUUGAAGUUCGUUCGGUGGAGGCCAACUCUACAUCGCAAGGAAACCCACAGGCCAUUGAACUAG